AAAACUAUGAUCCUAGUGUUUAAUAUUCUAUCCUGUACUGACAUCCAUUUAGUUCUUACAUUAACUGAGGUUGAUUUAACAAGAGAUGGGAAGGUGGCUCUUAGGAGCAGGGAGGUGAUAAGUGUUUUUAAAAUGCCUGGCUCUGCAGUGUGAUGAGAACCAUUAUAAUUCUGUGAUAGGUGAAUCACUGAAACAUUCCUGUGGGGAGACUGAUGGUUCAAUGUUUUUUGUCUUAGAGUGCCACUAGUUAAAAAUACUGACACUAAGAAUGCAUAGGCUACUAUUUCUUGUCCUGCCAGCUGUACUGCUAUAGUUGCAAGGGGUAGGAAUGGGAUAACUCCAGGAAAGUCUUCACUCCUAUUAGAAUAAGUCUGAAAAUAAAAAGGCAUGGUGACUUUUGGUGCAUUGUUGGAAUGGUGCACUAUUUUUGGCGUUUGCAACAUUACCUUAGGCCUUUUAAGUAGAUAAUCCUUUCUAAAGGCUAGUUCUGGUAUCAGAUGGGUUUUGUGGCCCAUGUUACUCAUUAUUUAAAUUCAGUUUGAAGUCCAGUGAACUAAUCUGUGGCUUUUGAGUUACUGUACAUGAACUUAAAAAUGAGUGCAGAACAAGGAUUUUCUACCAGAGUGGGAGCAGAUUAAAGCAGAGGGUAUAACUAAUACAAUUUUAUUUUUCAAAAACAUGUUUUCCAUACUGAAAAUAGAAGACAGACACUUCUAGUAUUGUGUCACUGUGGCAUUUCUAAAUUUAUAUAACUGAAAUGUGUGUCUAGGCAUGUCUGGUUUUGGGUUUUUUCUGAAAGCCAUUUUCAAGCUGAAGUCCCAAUAAAGCAAAGGGUUGUUGAGCUAGCUCGAGGUGUUCACAUUAGAGGCAGCAUCUCUGCCUCUAAGGGUGAGGUUAAAGAACUGUGCAUGGUAGAUGCCACUGAUCUUACCUUUAUGCUUUUGUGCAAGAGUAAAAGAGUUAAUACCUGAUCUACUUGUCCAGUCAGACUUUAUUGUUUCACAGGAACCUCUGUCCUCAUACUGUAUGUUUCUAAACAAGGCCCUUUUCACUGUUCCAUGCACCAAAUUUGCUAAUUGUUAGCCAGCUGUGCACUAAGAAACUCUGUCCUGGUUACAAAAUUUCGUGUUCUGGAGCUUGAUUAAUUUAUUCUAUACAUUAGAAUCGCUGCAAUUGCAGUAGCUGUUGUGAUUAAUCAGUAACUUUUUUUAAAACUGUAACAAUAUUCUUAGCUUCAGAUUCUUUGGACUUCUGAAAUAAAGAGAUGCUUCAUUUACUUGGUGGUUCUGAGGAGCAGUGGCAUGUCUUGAGUAAAAACUUAAAACACCUUUUUUGCUGGGCUGGGUCACUUGUCAGGGGGUAGCUCUAGUAGUGUAUAUUAUGAGUAGUAUAUAUUUGCAAUAGUGCAUAGCAUUUUAGUAUUAUCACAAAUACAGUGGGUUUUGACUUCAGUUACUACCUUUGUCUUGAGAGUGCUGGAAAGGCUUGCAGCCAGGAAUUUCUAAGAAGAAUUAUGACUAGUUCCUGUUCAAACUUUAGCUUGUGGGAGUGAAGUAACAGAACUGUAGCCUGCUAGAGCAGUCUUGUAAGGCUUUGAAUGCUGUAAAGUCUCUGGCUUCAGUAGAUAAAAGUACAGUGCUGAGACACUGACAGAGAAGUUGGUUGAGUAGGUAGUGUCGGUAUUCUCCAGCUCUUGGGCUUGCUGAUCACCUGUAGGAUAUGUUUGUGAAGGUGAUAGUGAGCAAAGAUUGCUCAUGGAAUGAAGAAUGCUCAUGGAAUGAUUGCUCAUGGAAUGAAUUUUAUGCUUUUCACCAAAGCUUCUCUCAUACAAAUUUAACUUCAGGAAGAAGCAAUUAGUUUGAGUGUGUCAAGAUAUAUCUUGUAUGUAUAACAACUUUAGUUCUGUACAUCUGUCAGUUUUUUUGUCGUGAUUGACCCCUAACCUUUUUCUUAACGUCCCAAAAUGUUUGGGAGGUUAGGCAGUAAAUUGAAGAGGAAGAGUAUCUGCAUCACAGCAAGCAAGCCUGUGUAAAUUCUACAGCAUCGCCAUUGUCUUCACAGUGGGGUUCUGAACUCAGGGCACACAUGCUUACCUGUUGGUUUGGAAAAAGUUAAGGAUCAUGAGCCUCAAAUAACUUACACACCUGCACUGCAGAGGGUAAAGGCCAGUUGCUUAAGGUGUUUCAGUGGCAUAGAGCUCUCAAACAGAUGAGAUGGGAAAUGUUGAUGUGGAUGAUGGUAGAUCCGUCAAGUUGGAGAAGUGUUGGGUUCAAAAUAUGCAGUCGUUGUUUUUGAUCAGAAGGUAAGACAGCAAGGCCUGUCCUGGCCUGAACAGUGCCUCAUGGGCUGGCUCUGGCUCACUAAAGCUUUCAUCUGCUUCCACUGCUUGCAUUGCAGUAAUGCUGUUUACUCUGCUAGGAUACUGAUCUGGUACAGAGUUUAUUCUGCAGGAUUUACCAGUUUAAUUCUUGGCAGAAUUAUCAAUUGUCCAGAAUUAAUUGCUAUGAAAAUACUGACAUCAGUGAAAUGAAAUUUUUACUUCUGUUUAAUAUGUUGCAUUUCUAUUUCUUUAUAAUAACUACUCUAGUUUGCUGUUUACCAGAGCAAGAAAAUCAAUCCUCUGUAGGCAAACCGUGUGUCUCUUGAACUGAGUAAACGCUAAGCUGAAGUCUUUAUUUUCAUACUAUGUAUUCAGUUCAGCUGGGGUGAGAAUUAUCAAACAGUUUCAGGUAUGUUCUGUGUGAAAUAAGGAAAGAACCAAAUCUGAAAAAAUGUUCCUAGACCAGGCAGCAGGAUUAAGAUGAAUGAUUAGAGGGAGUGAAAUGGUUAAGCAUGCAGGUAUUGAGGGCUGGGUAAGUAACUAAUUGCAGGUAGUGAAAUUUAGGAGAUCACGGGUAAACCAAUUUAGAUGCUAUAUAUACCAUAGCCUGAGGGCUUCUUUGGGACUAGGGGAAAGAGGUUGGAUCUUUUUUUCCACUGCAAUCAUACUCUCUCUAAAUUCCUGAAUUAAUGGUUUGUGGCAGCCUGGGACUGGCUCAAACUAGAAUGGUAACAGCUUAGCAGAAAGGAAAUAUAGACAUUUUAAUUACUUUGUUUGUGUGAUUUGACUUUGCUGCUGGUGCUGUUAGCUUCUGGACUGCAGUGUUAGAACAUAUUGUUUGAGAAGAUCAAUCAGUUACUGUAGAAUUCUUUCCAGGCUUUUAGAAUUACAGCAUCUUUGAAAAGAGCCAAGCGAGAGUUAUGGUUCUACUGGGACAGGUAGACUUGACUUGUCAAAAGCUGAAAUGUUGAAUGUUCUUUGCAGGUCGUGCCUUGUACCCCAGAAAAGUGUAGCCUUAAUUAAGUGUGUGGAAUGUUGCUUUUGCAAUGCUGAUGGUGUAUACUAUAAAAACACCACUGGUAUAAUUGUGGUAUACUUGAGGAACUGAGUAUGUUAUUUUAGGGUGAAAAGUGAUCUUGAUAAUUCUAAAUUGCAUUUUGUAACAAUUCAUCACCAUUAGUUUGUCAAAAUUAGUUUGCUAACUUCAUCUUUAAAAUGGCAUAUGUGAUCUUUCUUAGCAUUGCUUCUUAUGUCCUUAGCAUAAAAAAUACCCCAAACCUUGAAGCUAUGGCCAGCUCAUUUGAUUAAUAAAUGGGUUUUACAAUGGUUGCUUGGAACUAGGUAUCAGAAGAAAAAAAAAAAUUGAACUUCAGGUUGAGGUCUGAAGUCUAGUGAGAGAUACUAGAAAAUAUAACUCUGGAUUGUUUGUGAGCAUGUGGUGUAAACCAAGCAACAAUACAGCUUUCUAACAUUGUGCAGAUGUUUAAGGACACCUUAAACACCUGGAUGUUGUUUGAAAGUGUUUAAAAAUCACCUUCAAAUCUCUGUGCCCUUACAUUAAGGAAAAAGAAAAGGAACUUAGAUGGUUUUGCCACUGGUAGCAAAAUGGAUUAUACUGGUAGUGCUGACUUGAGUUUAGUUAGGCUGAAUGGCAGUCAGCUGUGUGUGUGCUGCUUGUAGCUCCAUGGAAGGGAGAGGAGAAACAGCAGCUGCCUUCAUUCCCCUGCACAGCACACUGACCGACUUGCUUGCCCUGGUCACAGAGGUACUUGUGCAGCAGCAGGAGGGAACUGCGUGAUGAUCACACUCACAGCCUUAAACUCUUGCAGAAAACCUGGGUGGAGAGUAGGCAGAGCAGCCAAGUGGGUGGGUGGGGACAUGCAGGAAGUAAAGGAUCCCUCUGCUGUCACUUCUUCCUCCUCUUGCAUCUGGCUGGGCAGGCAGACAGGGACGUGCUUACCUCUUGCUUAUAUUGAUUCUUUCUAAUCAGUAUUAGAGUGACAGAAACAGAUAUUGAGCGCCAAUCUCUGCAGCCUCAUGUACUGGACUUGGAAAAUAACAAGAGAUGUCCAAGAGAAAACAAUGCUCCCUUCUAACCUUGAUGUCUGCUUUCCUUCUGCUGUGCGUUAAGUCCACAGCCCAGUGGAGUCCCAUCGGAAAAUAGCACCUUGCUAACUCUGUGGUGCGUGUGGCUCUCUUUUCCUGAUGGAUUUCACAAAAAGAGAGAUCUGUCCCAUAUUUGUAAUUGUUAAUUCCCACUGUUGCUGCUCUCACAAGGAUUGUGCUAAAGAGGGUGUCAAGCCAGCCAGCUUUGAUAAAGUAGCAAUCCCUGAAGUGAAGGAGAUUAUUGAGGGAUGCAUUCGGCAAAACAAAGGUGAAAGAUAUGCUAUUAAGGACCUUUUGAAUCAUGCUUUCUUCCAAGAAGAGACUGGAGUACGGGUAGAACUUGCAGAGGAAGAUGAUGGAGAAAAAAUUGCCAUUAAACUCUGGCUCCGAAUUGAAGACAUCAAAAAACUCAAGGGCAAAUAUAAAGAUAAUGAGGCAAUAGAGUUUUCAUUUGAUUUGGAAAGAGAUGUCCCAGAGGAUGUGGCACAGGAAAUGGUGGAGUCUGGCUAUGUCUGUGAAGGGGAUCACAAGACAAUGGCGAAGGCUAUCAAGGACAGGGUAUCUUUGAUUAAGCGCAAGCGAGAGCAGCGCCAGUCGGUGCAAGAAGAACAGGAGAACAUACUUCAGGAAGAAGGUAGUCAGAAGCAGCAGCUGGAGCAGCAGCAGCCAUCAAGUGCUUCCCAUGCAGGGUCAAAGCAUCCCCAGUCUGUCACUGGUACUACUCCUGUCCCUGCUGCUUCAGCGUCGGUUUCUACACAAGUGGAGCCUGAAGAGCCAGAAGCUGAUCAACACCAACAGCUGCAGUUCCAGCAACCCAGUAUAUCUGUUCUUUCUGAUGGAACAGUUGACAGUGGCCAGGGGUCAUCUGUGUACACUGAAUCUGUGGGCAGUCAGCAGGCUGUGUCCUAUGGUUCCCAGCAUGACCAGUCAGUCUCAAGCACUGGAGUCCAGGGAUACCCAGCUUCAGUUGGCCAAGUGCAGUCCCAGCAGCACGGAGGUUAUCAGCCACCUGCAGCGACACAGGUGCAAGGCCAGCCAGCCUCAAGCAAUGCUGCGGUGCCAUCCCAGCCUACUCAACACACUCAGCAGAGUGCACAGCAGCCAGCCUCUUCCCAACAGCCUGGACAGUACCAGCUGCAGCAGUCCUCAGUUUCUGCCAGCACCACUCCUGCACAAACUGUCUCUCAAACUCAAACUUCACAGAUCAUGCCAAUGCCUCAGGCAGCAGCUGGGACACAGCUUCCUGUUUCCCAACCAGUGUCGAUCAUCCAAGGCGAGCCUCAAUUACCUGUUGCAGCAUCUUCUCUCCCUCAGCCUUCAGUUGCCCCAUCAGUCCCCAUUGGCUCUCAUUUUCUACCCAUGGGACAGGCCUUGCCAACUUCCGUGGUUCCCCAGUUCCCAGUGUCUCAGUUGCCUGUAGCAGCUCCUCAUGUGACAGUGGCUCAGCCAGGUUUCCAGUCGCUGCCCAUUUCAAUGGCAGCUGGCAUGAAUCAGCCACUGCUCACGCUGGCCACGUCUGCUGCAGCAGCUGCUGUUCCUGUAGGACCAAGCGUUGUCCCUAGCCAGCUCCCCACACUGAUGCAGCCUUUGGCUCAGCUGCCCAGCCAGGUUCUCCCGCAGCUCCUGCAGCCGCCUGUCCAGGCCGUGGGAUUGCCAGUCAGCAUUGGACAAGCUGCUGAAGCUUCACUUCCUGCUGCAGAUGCUCUUUACCAGGGCUUCCCAUCUCGGCUGACACCGCAAUACCCAGGGGACUCAAACGUUGCACCUUCCUCAGCCGUGGCCUCUGCCAGUAUUCCUUCUGCUGUGCUGUCCCCUCCCUUGCCUACAGAUGCAAUGGCCCAGUCAGGGUACCUUGCUCCUGUUGUGCAGCCGUAUGGGGAACAGAAUGUUUUAGUUUCCAUGGGCAGCCUGGGAGGACAGGCUCAGGCGGCCCAGCCUCCUGUGAGUUUAGCACAACAGGCCUCAUCUGCCUCCUCACAGCAGGCAGUUGUGGAGGGUACUCAGGGAGUCUCACAGACUGCUUCUUCAGAGACUCUUCCAGCAACACAGCCUGCUCAGUCUACCCCUUUGGCUUCUUCUAUGGAUAGUGCACAUUCUGAUGUUGCUUCAGGAUUGAGUGAUGGCAACGAGAAUGUCCCAACUUCGAGUGGAAGGCACGAAGGGAGAACAACGAAACGUCACAUGCGGAGGUCUGUCCGCAGCCGCUCUCGCCAUGAGAAGACUUCUAGGCCGAAACUGAGAAUUCUAAAUGUUUCCAACAAAGGCGAUCGGGUAGUGGAAUGCCAGCUGGAGACACACAAUCGGAAAAUGGUUACUUUCAAAUUUGAUUUGGACGGUGAUAACCCUGAGGAAAUAGCUACAAUUAUGGUGCAGAAUGAGUUUAUUUUAGCAACAGAGCGAGACUCAUUUGUAGAACAGGUACGAGAGAUUAUUGAGAAAGCAGAUGAAAUGCUAAGUGAGGAUGCAAGCGUGGAGCCAGAAGGGGAUCAGGGCUUGGAGAGUAUGCGGACAAAAGACGACGGCUUCUUCCCGGGGUCACAGAAAUUAGAGUUCAAACAGCCAGAUCCUACAUCUUCCAUGCCACAAAGAAUAGGGGUUCCCUCUAGCUCCUUUACCCAGGUUGUUCAUUCUGCUGGAAGACGGUUCAUUGUCAGCCCCGUCCCCGAGAACCGAUUGAAAGAGCAGGGCUUUUUCACAUCUGCUGUUGUUGGAGGAAACGAAACUUCAGAUAUGGUUGCAGCAUCUCCUGUACAUGGUCCUGGAAUGAAUCUCUCCCACUCAGCAUCAUCACUGAGCUUGCAGCAAGCUUUCUCUGAGAUGGGGCAUGCUCAGAUGGCAGAAGGACCUAGCACAGCUCCUCCAGUGUUCAAUCAAACAAUACCACCAUUUCCACCUGCACUUUCUACCAUGGCAGGCAGUGGUGCAACUCCUGCAUCUGUGGCUACUUCUUCAGUAUCUGUUUCCUCCAGCACUGGUGUUUCUCUUCCAGGAUCUGUUACUUUGCCUUCAGAAAAUGCAGCUGUUGGAGUUGCACCAAGCACAAGUGUGCCAAGCUCUAUUUCUCCACCUCCAGCCUCACAAUCUGGACAGCAAUCGACCGGUGUCACUUCCAGUGUGAGCGCCCCUGCUUCUUUCUCCUUAUCUGCCACGUCCCAGCCUGCUCAACCAGCGACUGCAGACAUUGCUGCCAGUAUCAGCACACCGUCGUCUUCGGCACUGCCAUCUGCCCAGGCUCCUGGUGUCACUGCUCUCGGUGCUGCUGCACCGGCUGUGACAUCUCAGUCUGCUCCUCAGACUGUGAGUAGUAUGGCAGCAGCACAGACCUCUGUUGCCCUGUCUCUGGCUCAGAACAUGGCUUUGCAGCUUCCCCAGCUCAGCAGCAGUGGCUCUGUGUCCAGUCUGGCAGAAACAACAGUCGUGAGUGCUCCGCAGUCCCUGCCCGAGAGUGGGCACUCUCUGGACAAAUCGCAUUCCUGCAGUGCAGCUGGCUUAUCUCUGCCAAUCUCUGCACCUUUAUCAUCCUCAGUAGCAUCAAGCAUAUCUGGUUCAGUCUCUCAGCCAGUGAUCCACCCCUUACUUGUUCCGUCAGGAAUUACAUCAACACCUGUCCUCCCCCAGAUUUCGGGUGCAACACCCAUGUUGCCCCAGGUUCCCUUACCUGGUGUCUUGCCACAACCGGUCACUAACUUGCCAGCAGUACAGCAGACUUUGAUCCACAGCCAGCCUCAACCAGCUCCAUUGCCCAACCAGCCUCAUGUUCACUGUCUGGAGGCUGAUGCUGAUGCUCAGUCUAAAGCCCCUGGUAUUGAUGAUAUAAAGACCCUGGAAGAAAAGCUGCGAUCUCUCUUCAGUGAGCACGGUAACGUAGGAACGGUGCAUCCGUCAGUGUCUCUGGAGACCUCACUGGUAAUGGAAACAACAGUUGUUCCUGGCAUCCCAACCACUGCUGUUGCACCAAGCAAACCCCUGACAUCCAUUAGCACUUGUAUACCUCCAAGCAGUUUGCCUCUUGGACCAACUGGCUUGCCAGUGCUGACUCCAGUUGCCACUCCUGGGCAAGUGAUCACCCCGGUCAGCUACAUCUCGGCCUCGAGCAGCAUCGCCACGGCAGCAGUGAAGCCAGGGACCUCUCCUUCCAAGCCCCCUCUCAGCAGGGUACCGGUGCUACCAAUAGGUUCUGACCUUCCGGCUGGCACUCCAUCCAGUGAGCAGCUGCCACCUUUUCCAGGACCUUCACUAACUCAGUCCCAACAGCCACUGGAAGAUCUGGAUGCUCAGCUGAGAAGAACCCUUAGUCCAGAGACUGUCCCAGUGACAUCUGCUCCUGCCUGUUCUGUGCCCUCAGUAGCAUCAACAGUGGUUACUGAGCCGGUGUCCACAGCAACACAGAGUCUGAAGGAUGCUUUGGCAGCUGGUGAUGGAGAGAGCAGUGCUGUGGCUGCAGGAGGAGCCAGUGUGCUGAAGAUGGGACGGUUUCAGGUAUCGGUGGCAGCGGAUGAUGUGCUAAAAGAGGGUGACAAACCUGAAACGAAGCCAAUGCAAUUUGAAACCACCUCCACUGAUUCUUCAAGCCUUUCUGGCAGUAGCCCAGAGAGCACGCUGGUAAAGCAGGCUGAGAGCCGGAAGAGCGGGGCUGUGGCUGCCACCUCCUUGGAUGUGGUGGAUGGCAUUCCUGAGGCAGCUCCCGGGCUGCCGCUGCUGGGAGAUGCUGCUCAGGCCACCAAGGUUGGGCGCUUCCAGGUGACCACGACGACGGAUCAAGUGGGGCGCUUCUCCGUGUCGAAGGCUCGGGAUGAGGUCAGCUGUGCUGAGAAAGAGCCAAUGACUCUUCCUCUCUCUGUGGGCUUGGAACAAGUUGCUUCUUCAGCUGCAGCUCCGAAGAAAGAGUUGGAGUCGAGGCAGUCCCCACACAUGAAUGGUCCAUCCUCUGAUCCGGAGGUCGCUUUUCUCAGUGGAAUGGCUAAGGAUUUGGAUGAUGGCUCAGGGAGCCCAGACUCUGUCCAGCACCUGGGAUCAAAGAUCAGCCUCCCUGUUCAGAGCCUUAGCAACUCCUUCAACUCUUCCUACAUGAGCAGCGACAAUGAGUCGGAUAUUGAAGAUGAAGACUUGAAGUUGGAACUCCGUCGGUUGCGGGAGAAGCACCUUAAAGAGAUCCAGGAGCUGCAGAGCCGCCAGAAGCAGGAGAUUGAGUCACUCUAUGUGAAGCUGGGAAAGGCUCCACCUGCAGUCAUUAUUCCCCCAGCUGCACCCCUGUCAGGAAGAAGGAGACGACCUACGAAAGGAAAAGGCAGCAAGUCCAGUCGUAGCAGCUCCCAGGGACAUAAAAGCCCUCAGCUAUCAGGCAACCUGUCAGCUCAAAGUGCACCAUCAGUCUUGCCCCCUCAGCAGACCCUUCAUCCUCCUGGCAGUGUGCCAGAGACUGGGCAGAACCAUUUGUUACAGCCCCUCAAACCUUCACCUUCCAGUGAAAAUCUCUACUCUGCCUUCACCAGUGAUGGUGCCCUCUCGGUACCGAGCCUUUCGGCGCCAGGCCAAGGCUGUGCGAAGUUUAACUGUGCAUCUGAGAGAGUGACCUUCAAGCCUGGUGGCAGGAGGACCCGAUUUCUGAGUACGCCCUGCUUGGCUCUUUGGAAGAUGGUGAAAAAAGUCUGUCCUUGCAACCAGCUCUGUAGGACCAGCAGCACCAACACGGUGGGGGCUGCAGUGAACAGCCAGGCUCCCCAGAGCCAGCCCACGGCCAUCGCCUCGAGCCGCAAGGGCACCUUCACGGACGACCUGCACAAGCUGGUGGAUAACUGGGCUCGGGACGCCAUGAACCUGUCUGGCAAGAAAGUUGGCAAAGGGCACAGCAGCUACGAGGGCCCUGGAAUGGCAAGAAAAUUCUCGGCGCCAGGUCAGCUCUGUAUCUCUAUGACAUCUUCCCUGGGUGCUACACCCAUCCCUGCAGCAUCAGCUACCUCUUUAGGUCCCUUCAGCAAGGCCAUGUGCCCCCCGCAGCAGUACGGUUACCCAGCAGCGUCCUUCCCCCCGCCCUGGAGCGGGCCAGGGGCGCCAGCACCGCCUCAGCUCGGCCAGUUCCAGCCCGUGGGUGCCACGUCUUUGCAAAGCUUCAACAUCAGCAAUUUGCAAAAGUCUGUCAGCAACCCUCCAGGCUCCAACCUGCGGACCACUUAGCCGUGCCCAGAGACCCUGCUGGCUACACCUCGGGACAGGACGUGGGGAGGGAGAUGGGGCCCUGUAUCACUACUAGUGCUGCAAUGAACUGGUAGCUUGCCAGACUGGGAAUGAAUUUCUCUUUUCCAACCAUUGCUGUCAACUCUCUGUAGCGGGAGUUUCCCCACGCGCUUGGAAGGGGGAGGAGGAUGAUCGGCAUCCUCGUGAUGGGACAGUGCUUUUCACCGAGGGGGGCUGCUCUUGUGUGGAACGAGAGCUGUGAGCAGAAGCCAGGGGGUCGGUUCAUACAGUCUUGCUGUUAAAUAUUUCUGGUUGGAGGCUGAAUCCACACGUGUGGAGGUGGGAGAGCUGAACCCUAGCAUGAGGCUUUAGCAUGCUUCUCGCCUCUUCCUGAAGAACCAAGAUCUGGAAAAAGCUGUCCAAAUUCCCCUCCUCUCCCUCUCCCCAGUCAAUAGCAUCUGGCUCUGAAAUGAUGGGGCACACGAAUGGACUUGUGGUGCAGCCCGUGCUUGAUAGGUCAUUACUGCUUUAAGUAAGAUAUUAACAGCUUUGACUGCAGCAUUAGAGCAAUUUAAAUUGUUUAAAAAAAUUUUUAAAGUUCCCUGCGGACAUGUACUUACCAUCAGUUUUGAUGUGGAAACACUGUGAUUAUAUAAAUGUUGUUGGACAACAGUAGUUUAAAAAUGAGUGGAAUAUAGAGGGUUAAAAAAGUUAAAAAGAAAAAAUGGGAAAAAAAGCUAGCUAUAUCCUUAUACUUAUUGGAGACACUUUAACUUUUUCCUUUGUAUUUUCAUUGUAUUAGAUAAAUAAAUGUGAAUGUAAAAUUGUAUAAAUUAAUGUACUUGAAUACUUGUCUGUUCUCCCAGUAUGCUUGCUGGAUAUUUUAGUGCCUUGGACUUCUCUUGCUUCUGCAGUUUAGCGUCGUCUUCCCAGCAGAGCCCAGGCGGGCAGAGGGCAAGCUGAGGGCAGGAUGUUUGUGCCCAGCGCCCGGGACGUUGGAGCGGGAGCGUGGAAGGGAGGUCACCGAGGCUGCGGGACCGAGCAGUUCUGUGUGUGGGAAAACUUAUCCAGGUGGGCAGAGCUGAAGGUGUGGGGUGACAGGGGCCAGGUGGGCUGGGACGGAGGGAUGCAGGUGAAGCUACAACGAGAUGGAACCAAUAUUGGCUCUGGAGGCAGGAGGGCUGGGUCAGAAACGGAGAGAGGAUGGGGAGAACUUGUAUCUUUGGGAAAGGCCCAACUUAAGAUGCAGUUUGACUCCAGCUGGGAAGUGGUAAAGAUGUUUGGUCAGGACGUGACUUGAGGGAGAGGUGCCAUUGCUCGUUGGCUUGGGCUUGUCUGCUGGGAUUGCUUUUCAUUGCUUUUCUUACCUUUUUUUUUUUUUUUUUUGGUAAAAUUCAUUUAAGCCAGGAACAGACUGUCCUGGUGCGACGUCCAUUGCCGGCAAUGGAUGUGCUUGAAGCAGCCGGCAUCAAGAAGUUUCCUCUGUCUUACUUGGAGGAUUUACAAUUUUGUUCACUCUUAACAAAUUUCAAGCUGGUACCAGGACUGUCACUGUCUGUCACUUGUCACCUCUUAGUACCUGUACUGUAUCUUCUGCUUUGGUCAUUCUCCCUUUUUGUGUUUAAGAAAUACUGGUUUCCUCUUCAAAGUCAAAAUAAUACCAGCCAGUAUUUACGUAGUGCUGCAGGAAGCUGUGAUGGAUGAGGGUGUAGCUUCCUCGCGCUUGGCAGGAGGUCAUCGAUGUCCUGGAGGCUGGUGCAUCACAGGGGUGUUACUUGUCCAUGUUUGUUUUAAUCUCAGAUUGCUGUUCGCUGCUGGGGCCUUAAUAGGGAGUUUUUGUGUCCGCAGAUGUCCUCCCGCUUUCAUUUUCCCAAAGAAACGCGAGAUGCUUUCCGUUCCUGUCCCUUGUUCUCAGCGGUUCUGGCAGCAGGGCGGGCACAGGCUGGAGAGGAGCGGGGCGGCGCUGUGGGACGGGCGCAGGCUGAGGCUCCGGGGGACAGGGGACAGGGCAGGCUCCGGGGGACAGGGGACAGGGCAGGCUCCGGGGGACAGGAGAGCAGCGGGCGCAGGGCUGAGGCCGGGCAGGAACCUCUGAAAGGAUGGAUGCAGGGGGGAAGCUCUUGAGCACGCCCAGGGAAACAGGAGUGGGACAGAGCUGAGGCAGUAAUGAGCCAAGGGCAAUAUCUGUGGCAGAGGAAAUGGUCAGCUGGAUGCAGCACAUGGUUAUUUAAAUUUGAUCUGAUAAGUUUGAGGUCGUUUUUUCACUUAAUGUUAUGCAAGAACUGGUUUUAUUUACCAUUGAUUUUUUUUUCUCCCUCCCUCUCCUCCUGUGGAUGAAUAACUGAAGUCUAGAGGAAUAAACUAAUGCUACUGAACUGUUAAAUUAUUUUGUUUAAUAUUACACUUUGAGUAUCUUUUUCCACAUAAAAUCUGUUUCUGAAUUACAAGCGUUUUCUUUACAUUAUUUAACAAUGUACACUGUAAAAAAAAUAAAAAUAAAA
Molecule: messenger RNA, 13101 nt
Organism: Motacilla alba alba
Lineage: Eukaryota; Metazoa; Chordata; Aves; Passeriformes; Motacillidae
Gene: WNK1
Product: WNK lysine deficient protein kinase 1
Exons: 27
Coding region: 4526-10600 (2024 amino acids)
Biological process (GO): protein phosphorylation; positive regulation of sodium ion transmembrane transporter activity; monoatomic ion homeostasis
Cellular component (GO): cytoplasm; cytosol
Molecular function (GO): chloride channel inhibitor activity; potassium channel inhibitor activity; ATP binding
Source: RefSeq, a predicted model, not a curated record